CUUUGCUUGGCUCUGCACUAGCCACCAAUCAGGCAAGUGCCUCCCUCCGUGCUUGCCGUCAAAGAAAACUCGAAUCCUCCCCAUCCGCCUCUGUUUUGUUCGGCCUCGUCUCCCAUGCCAACCUUCACCAGUUGUCACAACUAUCCCGUCUCCCAUCACAGUCAACCGCCAUGCCUAUUCUCCCGCCGUACCGCCCAAAACACCGUCUUUGCCCUUUUCCCCAUCUCUGUUCUCUGUCCUCUUCUUGCGCCUCGGAGCCUGCAGCCAGCCUUCUCGUCUCAUCUCACCCCAUUCGCCGCCGAUCCAGCCCGGCCUUAUCCGGCUUCCCUCCACUCCACUCCACGGAGAGCAAGUCCGAAACCCAUUCUGCACUACUGCCUUUGCUGCUACCACCACAUGCAUUUCCUUUGACCACCUCUGAAAUCAAUCCAUCGAUACCUAUCCUCAGCCAAUCUCGUGACCUUUUCCCCCCUCCUCUCUGUUCCCUUCCUUUGACACGCUUUGUCUCAGCUCGCCGCCGCCGCCUCUCAUCCAUCCAUUGUGAUUUCUAAUCAGUCUCGUCUCACCUCAUCCUGUCCCUCCCCCACACACCCACAUUCCCAUAUCCUCUAUUUUGGUUCUAGAAGAACCGCAAAUACGACUCCCCUGCGUGUCUGAUUCGCCGCUUCAUGUAUGCACAUGUCCCGAUCCGCACUAUCGUCAAUGUCACUAUGACUUGUCAUGCAAUAUCUACAUACAUACAUGGACUGUAUACCGUACCCAAUAUGCAACACUAACGACGUGAUAUCGCGAUCCCAACAUCCAACCACCUAGCCUUCUCCAUCGCCCUCCACGUCUUAGCCCUAGGCCCCCCCCUGGCACUCUUCACUCUAUUCUUCUCCUAUAUCACCGGGGGCUAAGCCAUCGACUUGCCGAUAUCAUUUAAUUGCUCCUUUGUAGUUCUGUUUGCUGUUUGCCUGGGUGCAAAUGUGGCCGUGGGUGCGUCUUCCCUACAAAAUCUCCCCAAAGGUCCUGGGUCCAUUUUGGUCCAUUGGUCCCAUUACAUCUGUAGUUUAAUUUGAUUCGUCGCAACGACACACACACACCUAAAAUAAAAAAAGACUAUCUAAAUGGGUACCGACGAUAGCGCAAAAACAUUGUUUUUUUGCUGACGACAUGAUAAAAUAUGCUCUCUCUCUCUCUCUCUUUCUCUCCUAUACGAUUCAUUCCCUUGCCUUGCACCUAGCAUCAGUUUAGUACCUUCUCCCCCCCCCCCCCCCCUUCCCUUCCAUUGUCAAUCUUUUUAUUUAUUUAUUUUGGGCGCAUGCUUGCAUACAUACAUACAUACAUACAUACAUACAUACAUACAUACAUACAUACAUACAUACAUACAUACAUACAUACAUACAUACAUACAUACAUACAUACAUACAUACAUACAUACAUAUAUAUCUUACACUUUAAUUAAUCUUGUCUACGCAUCUAUCUUCUUCUUCUCUCUCCUACCUUAUUUUCUUUUUGCUUUUUCCCUUCGUCGCAUCUACUAAAUAGCAAAAAAACUUUUUUAGUUUUCUGUGUUUGCUAUGCUAUGCUAAGUACCUCUACUUCUAUCUUAGAUGAAAUAAGAUGAUGGGGUCUGUCUUUUUGCGUGUCUGCAUUUUUUUGGGUUAGAGAAAGAGGAGAAGAAGACUGUUUGUUUGUAUAUUGUUGACUUGGAGAAAGAGAAGGACAAAGAUAACGACACUUUUUUCUGCUGCUCUUUCUUCUCUCUCUCUCUCUCUCUUUUUUUUUCUCUUCCCUUCUCUUGGGAAACCUUACUUGGAAAAGAUGGUUCUGUAUAUGCCUAGGUAUAUAUAUAUAUAUACAUGUUUAUACAUAUACGUGUGUGUGGAAAUGCAUCAAACUCAAGUAUAUACGCGUUUCAAUCCAUUCAUCCUCCUAUCCUGUCCUUUCUUCCUUUCUUCCUUACCCCCCCUUUCUUUCCACAGUCCUUCCUUCCCCAUUCGCCCUUCCAACCCCCCCACCCUCUCUCGCUAUUUAUCAUGCACCCCAUCUCUCUC
Periconia digitata is the source of this 2039-nucleotide messenger RNA. The record is from the annotation of a GenBank genome assembly. Lineage: Eukaryota; Fungi; Ascomycota; Dothideomycetes; Pleosporales; Periconiaceae.